AUCUCGGCUUGGGCGUGCCCUACACGUGAUAAAACACAUGAUACACAGGAUAAAAUAGUCGGAGGUGUCCCAGCUGCAUUCUCACUGUUCACUCCGAGCUUUCUCAUAACCAACAGCUAAAAGAUGGAGAGUUUGAGCCACGCUAACAGCCAGUUCGCUCUGAACCUGUACCGGGCCAUAAGCGCUCAAAACACGGAAGGAGACAUUUUCUUCUCCCCGCUGAGCAUCACUGCUGCCAUGUGUAUGGUCUACUUAGGGGCCCGAGGAGUCACUGCUGAGGAGAUGGCUAAGGUUUUGGGUGUUAGUUCUAUCCCUGAUGUUCACACCCAUUUCAAGACUCUGAACUCUGAAAUUAACAGCCCCAAAGUGUCCUACAUUCUCAGACUGGCCAACAGGAUCUAUGGAGAGAAGACAUUCAAUUUUUCAUCUGAAUUUGUGGACUCUACUCAAAAGCAGUACCAAGCUGACAUGCAGGCAGUAGACUUCAUUGGAUCAUCAGAAGAGUCACGCAAGCUCAUCAAUCACUGGGUGGAAGAGAAAACAGAGGGUAAAAUCAAAGAUAUUCUGCAGCCAGGGACGGUUACAGCAAUGACACGACUUUCCCUGGUGAAUGCUAUUUAUUUCAAGGGAAAAUGGAAGCAUGUGUUUAAUAAAAAUAACACGGAAAUGAUGCCCUUUAAGAUAAAUCAGAAUCUGUCAAAACCAGUGCAGAUGAUGUUCCAGAGAAAUAAAUUCCCCUUUAACUACAUUGAUGAGUACAAGCUGCGGGUGUUGGAUUUACCAUAUGUAGACGAGGAACUGAGCAUGGUGGUGCUUUUGCCUGAGGAGUCUAAUGAUGGCUCAGACCCCCUUCUAAAGCUGGAGAGUGAACUAACGAUGGACAAACUUCUUGAGUGGACGAAUCAAGAGAAAAUGGACAGGUGGACUGACAUUGUUGUCUAUCUACCAAAAUUCAAUUUGGAAGAGCAGUACUCUUUAAAGGAGCUACUGAAUAAGAUGGGCAUGAGCUCUUUGUUCGAUCCUAAUUCUGCAGAUCUGACAGGAAUAAGCAGCCAAGGAGGCCUUUUUGUGUCAUCCGUGACACACAAAGCAUUUGUGGAGGUUAAUGAAGAGGGCACAGAGGCGGCAGCAGCCACAGUUGGACUGAUUUCUUUUUGCAUGUCAAGAGAGGAGCUUUUCAUGGCAGAUCACCCCUUCCUGUUCUUUAUCAGACACAACCCUACUAAAAGCAUCCUCUUCUUCGGGAGGUUCAGGGGUCCAAAGUAGAGAUGUACAGUUUAAUUGCAUUAAAAUUAACGCUUGUUUGAAUGUUGAAUGUUGUGUAUAAAUAUACAGAGAAAUAAAAAAAGGCUGCUUUGGAUGAUGUGCAUUGCAUUUAUAUACUGAUUAUAAAACUUACUAUAUUACAAACAUAAACAGAACAUAAUUAACCUGUUGAAAUGUAAACAUACAAUAAACCAUUUAAUAACAGAA
This is a messenger RNA of Silurus meridionalis, 1473 nucleotides long. RefSeq names its product leukocyte elastase inhibitor-like. The record is from RefSeq and is a predicted model, not a curated record. Lineage: Eukaryota; Metazoa; Chordata; Actinopteri; Siluriformes; Siluridae. The transcript has 7 exons. Gene Ontology annotation, biological process: negative regulation of endopeptidase activity. The coding region runs from base 124 to 1266 and encodes 380 amino acids. Gene Ontology annotation, molecular function: serine-type endopeptidase inhibitor activity.